ACCCUCUUAACACACCUGUUUGUCAAGCGCAUAAUUACACAUUUUGGGAGCAUUUUCGUUCCACGUAAAUAUUUUUAUGGGAUUUUCCUCUCAACAUAUAAUUGUGGUAGAAGGUGUAGAAGAGUUGUAAUAACAAAAAAUAAAAAUAAUUAUUUUUAUCUUAUUGCCAUGACGCUCCCACUAACACACAUUGAAGAUUCGGGAGACAUAGAGAUAUUUGUGGCAAUGUCCAAUCUCAAUUUGGUUGACAGAAGUGUAGCAAAAUAUUUGGAAUAUUACAAUUAUGAAGUCAACCUGACCAGAGCAGCGAGAAGAAGAUGGUAUACUGCAGCGCUAGUUGCAAGGGGCGAUGUAGGUCAAGUGAUGAAGUUGUACAAAGAAUACGAGAGAGAUCCAGCGAGGGUUGCUAAUAUAAAAAAUGCAGUUGAAACAGACAGACGGAACUACCCGGUGUUUAUAUCGAAACAUAUUACUCCUGAGUUGGUGAAUGCUAUAUUGAAACGUUAUCCGAACCGAAGUGAAGACCAUUACGUAAAACGUUGGUUUUUCUAUCUACAUCCACGGUACACUCUCGUUCAAGUCAGAAGAAGGUUUUCGAUACUUAGGUUGAAGUUGGCUAAAGAGGAAUGGACGAAGUUUACUUAUCUGAUGCAGGAAUACUACAACUAUGAUUUCGAUCGUGCCGAGAUUAUAGAACAAUGUUUCAAUGAAAUGGAGCAGUCAAGCAAAGGACAAUAUUUAAAACGUAAAUACGGACCCGAUUCCAUUCCUACCAUGUAUCUUAGUAACAAUUUGGAAGAUCGCAUCAGUGCCAAAAUGUUGAAGCUGAAUAAGGAGCCUAUCAAUGACCUGGUUCUGAAGAGAAAAUUCGAAUCGAUAAUGAACGAAGACGGAGAAGUUAACGAAGAAGAAUUCUACAAAAUGGUUUUCUUUCGAUACGGACACGACUAUACGAAAAAUGCAAUUGUAGAUAUAGCGGACGGCUUCAUUCUACACUACUAUCAGCGAAUUGAGGAUGGCGACGAUUCUGAUGAUGAUGACGUCGUCUUCGUCGAGGACAACAACGAUGAGAAUGAUGACGUUUCCUUAGGCGAGGUCAACAACGAUGAGAGUGAUGAUGACGUCGUCGUCGACGACGACAAUUACAAUGAUGAUGAUACUGGCAAUGUUAUUCCCAAACCGAUGAAGAUAGUGUUCGAAGCAAAGUAUGAGCUGUGAAGAUCGUCAAGGAUAAUGAAGAUCGUCGAGAAACCGCAGCCGCAGAAGCCGCAGAGUCUUAUUCUUCAAAUAGUAAUUUCUGGAUUGUUUCUCUAAAUCAAAAUUAAACAAUUGA
This is a messenger RNA of Bradysia coprophila, 1333 nucleotides long. RefSeq lists its product as uncharacterized. The record is from RefSeq and is a predicted model, not a curated record. Lineage: Eukaryota; Metazoa; Arthropoda; Insecta; Diptera; Sciaridae.